This is a messenger RNA of Pipistrellus nathusii (Nathusius's pipistrelle), 402 nucleotides long. Lineage: Eukaryota; Metazoa; Chordata; Mammalia; Chiroptera; Vespertilionidae. The record is from the annotation of a GenBank genome assembly.
AUGCGUCGGAGGGCCGCGCGGAGCCAGAGCGCGGGCAGCUGGCUGCCGGCGCUCUGCCUGGUCUGGCUGUGGACCCUUCUGGCCUCGGCUUCCCUGCCGCCUCCGGCCCCCACAGCCCCCGGGAGGCAGGGCAGCUGCGAGGUGACGGCCUCUCACCGCUGCUGCAACCGGCACCGCGUGGAGGAGCGCUCCCAGACCGUCAGGUGCUCCUGCGCGUCCGGCCAGGUGGCCGGCACCACGCGGGCAAAGCCCUCCUGCGUGGACGCCUCCAUCGUCCGGCAGAGGUGGUGGUGCCAGAUGGAGCCCUGCCUGUCCGGGGAGGAGUGCAGGGAGCUGCCGGAUCUGUCCGGGUGGAGCUGCAGCCGCGGACACAAGGUCAAAACCACCAAGGUGACACGAUAG